AAUCCCCUUUUACCCGUUCCUUCGUUUAUCUACUGAUUCGCGUCUUCAUCUUCAUCAAUUUAACCUAAAUCUCUGUUCCACCCCAAAUCGAAAACCCUAGAUAAUGGAUCUUCUGAAGCAGGAGCUUCUCAAGAAACGCCAAUCCCUUGCCGAAGAAACCGGCGGCAAGAAAUUCUUCAAGCGCUCCGAGAUCCAACAGAAACAAAUCCAGAAACUCCGCGAACAAGAGAAGCGCGAAUUGGAAGCCAAAUCUCUAAAACGCCCCUCCGAUACUUCCGCCACCGCACCAUCCGCCUCCGCCUCCGCCUCCGCCUCCACCGACGCCACCUCCACACCCACCAACGAGCAGAACAUCGACAACCUCGUCCUCCCUAAACAAGAAGUCAUCCGCCGCCUCCGCUUCCUCAAGCAGCCCGUCACCCUCUUCGGCGAAGACGACGACGCCAGGCUCGACCGUCUCAAGCACGUUCUCAAGACCGGGCUCUUUGAGGUCGAUAGCGAUAUGACUGAGGGGCAGACCAACGAUUUCCUCCGCGAUAUUGCUGAGCUCAGGAAGCGGCAGAAGACCGGGAUCAUGAGUGAUAGGAAGCGCCAGAAGCCUGACGAUGGCGCGGCGGAAGCGCGAGAAGGCGGUGAUGAUGAUGAUCUUAGUGAAGGGUCCAGUGGUCCUGAUGCUGAUAAGGAUUUGAAGCGGAUGAAGGCGAAUUUCGAUGAGUUGUGUGAUGAGGAUAAGAUUCUGGUGUUUUUCAAGAAGCUUUUGAAUGAGUGGAAACAGGAACUGCAUGAGAUGCCUGAGGCGCAGAGGCGAACUGCGAAAGGGAAGUCCAAUGUGGCAACGUUCAAGCAGUGUGCGCGUUAUUUGAACCCCCUAUUCAGGUUUUGUAGGAAGAAGGUUCUUGGUGAUGACAUUCGACAGGCGCUAAUGUUGAUGGUUGAUUGCUGUAUGAAGCGAGAUUAUCUAGCUGCAAUGGACCAUUAUAUCAGGCUAGCCAUCGGGAAUGCCCCCUGGCCUAUUGGUGUCACUAUGGUUGGUAUUCAUGAAAGAUCCGCCCGUGAAAAGAUCUACACCAAUAGUGUUGCUCACAUCAUGAAUGAUGAGACAACUCGCAAGUACUUGCAAUCGGUGAAGAGAUUAAUGACAUUUUGCCAACGCCGAUACCCAACAUUGCCAUCUAAAGCAGUUGAGUUUAACAGUUUGGCAAAUGGUAGUGAUUUGCAGUCACUUCUAGCUGAAGAAAGAUUGAAGGGGGGCAACCAGACAUCUGAGGAGAGACUUAGGAUAAUGCCUGCCCCAAGAGAGAGCUAGGCCUCUGUUUUGUUUCCCCUGAAAUGUCAUUGUCAUGUGUUAUUUCUGUCUACAAUAGACUUGUAAUGGGUUUGACAUGUUCUUGGGCCUUGCUAUGGCUGCAGUUUUACAGACCAACAAGAUUGCCCUUUACAGCCUGUUUAUGUUUUUAUUUCUGUUUCUUCUCAAGUGAUUGUAUAAAAGGAAUGUAUCUGUGAAAAUGGGGGAGAACGUGUUAAAUUCUGAUUUGUCUACACCGGCCAUUAUUUUUAUUCAGAGCUUGUCCCUUGUUCAAGUUCA
Lotus japonicus is the source of this 1585-nucleotide messenger RNA. RefSeq lists its product as uncharacterized. NCBI's taxonomy places the organism in Eukaryota, Viridiplantae, Streptophyta, Magnoliopsida, Fabales, Fabaceae. The record is from RefSeq and is a predicted model, not a curated record. The transcript is spliced from 2 exons. Gene Ontology annotation, cellular component: U4/U6 x U5 tri-snRNP complex; U2-type post-spliceosomal complex; U5 snRNP. Bases 104 to 1306 code for a protein of 400 amino acids. Gene Ontology annotation, biological process: generation of catalytic spliceosome for second transesterification step; RNA splicing.